AUGUUUCAAAUUGGGAGCCUCAUUGUCUUCGGGCUGCUGACUCAAACCAAGGCACAGCUUGAAGGCCUGGGCCUGGGCCUGGGUCAGGCUUUGCCCCUGGGUCAGAUUCUGUCUUUGGUUCAGUCCUUAGUUCCUACAGAUCUUGCUGGAAAGUUGACAGGUGCUCUUACCAGUGGCCUGCUCUCCGGGGAUCUGCUGGGCAUUCUCAAAAACCUUCCCCUGUUGGAUAUCUUGAAGACUAAAGGAAGCAACUCCGGUGGACUUGUUGGGGGCUUGCUGGGCAGACUGACUUCGGUGGUCCCCCUACUGAACCAACUCAUUGAAGUUACGGUCAUUGAUCCCCAGCUGCUGGAACUUGGCCUUGUGCAGAGUCCUAAAGGCCACCGUCUCUACGUCACCAUCCCCCUGGGCCUGGGCCUCAGUGUGAAGACGCCCGUGGUUGGAAGUCUGGUGAGAUUGGAUGUGAAGCUUAACGUCACUGCUGAGAUCUUAGCUGUGAAAGAUGGGCGAGGGCAACUCCACCUGGUCCUUGGCGAUUGCACCCAUGCCCCUGGCAGCCUGAAAAUCUCCUUGCUUGAUGGAAUUGCCCCUCUCCCUGUUCAAAGCCUUGCCAACAGCCUUACUGGAGUCUUGAAUAAUGUUCUUCCUGAACUGGUGCAGAGCAAGGUGUGCACUCUGGUCAAUGGGAUUCUUGGUGACUUGGAUGUCACCUUGGUGCAUGAGAUUGCCGACAUGCUGAUCCAUGGGUUGGAAUUUGUCAUCAAAUACUAA
Messenger RNA from Elephantulus edwardii (Cape elephant shrew), 771 nucleotides. It is a transcript of the gene BPIFA1, whose product is annotated as BPI fold containing family A, member 1. The transcript has 8 exons. Bases 1 to 771 code for a protein of 256 amino acids. Gene Ontology annotation, molecular function: lipid binding. The record is from RefSeq and is a predicted model, not a curated record. NCBI's taxonomy places the organism in Eukaryota, Metazoa, Chordata, Mammalia, Macroscelidea, Macroscelididae. Gene Ontology annotation, biological process: immune response in nasopharyngeal-associated lymphoid tissue; antimicrobial humoral immune response mediated by antimicrobial peptide; negative regulation of single-species biofilm formation in or on host organism.